Zygotorulaspora mrakii is the source of this 1881-nucleotide messenger RNA. It is a transcript of the gene SLX5, whose product is annotated as SUMO-targeted ubiquitin ligase complex subunit SLX5. NCBI's taxonomy places the organism in Eukaryota, Fungi, Ascomycota, Saccharomycetes, Saccharomycetales, Saccharomycetaceae. The record is from RefSeq and is a predicted model, not a curated record. Bases 1 to 1881 code for a protein of 626 amino acids. The transcript has a single exon. Gene Ontology annotation, molecular function: ubiquitin-protein transferase activity. Gene Ontology annotation, cellular component: SUMO-targeted ubiquitin ligase complex.
AUGUUGGCGGAUCCGCAGGAAACACUAGUGGACAGGCAGAUACCACACACAAACAAUAAUGAGAACUUUUCUUCGGUGAUCUGUAUAGAGAGUGAUCAAGAAGAGGAUGAAAGGAUACGUGAAGAAAAUAGACCUACCAGACUUGGCGUUGAUAGGCGGCUCGGUAGAGCAAGAGAUGCGAUGAAUAGGUUUUUAAAUUCAAAUGGGACAAAUAUAGCACUACAACAAAUAUCAUAUGAUGCACACGGAGCUGGUGCUACUGUCGGGAACAGUUGUGAUGAUGAUGAUGAUGAUGAUGAUGAUUUAGCAAUAGUGGGAGAGGUGAAUAGGCCUAUGAAUCAUGACACACCUAUCGAUUCUAGCGCUGAGUUUGUGGAUCUGGAUGAAGAAGUUGAAGAACAGCAGAGGCAUCCAACAGCAAUUCUUGUGCACAGGCCUCUCAAUGAAGAAUAUCACGAAACUGAAGGAGAUGAUGAUGCAUUGGAAAUUAUACAGGAGAGAACAGCAGGUCCAAGGGUUAGGUUGAAUCUUCCUGGUGGCGAAACGAUCGAAAUUAGCGCAUCGCCAACCGACAGACCAAUCAGAAGAUCUUUUGAAUGGCAACAGAAUCUGCGGCAAUCACGUCGCCAAAUGCUGCGAAGAAGUGCUCGAAGAGCUAGACAGUUGUUGUUUGAGCCUGAAGACAGCGAUUCUCAAGAAGAGAGUGAUUCUGUUCGCUUACCGCCAAACAUUCUGCUAUUUAGGCGACAGGAACAGCUGCGUCAGAGACAAGCACAAAGGAGGCGAUACGAACAAGCAACUGAAAAUGCAAAUACCGAGAGCAGUGAUUCAGGACUUGCUGAAAUACGAAGAAGAAUUAACUCACAUCCACCAGAUGUUCGGAGCGCAUUUGAGCAUGCACAAUCCUUACAUGAGUUCAGAUCUAUUUUGCAAAACGUUGCACCCAUUACACUGCAAGAAUGCGAUGCCGACUUGAUAGCACUUUUCACUGAAUAUCGGAGCAGAGUGGUUGAGCGUUGGGCAGAAGAUAGAGUGAGAACCAAUAGGGAAGAGGCAAGAGCCAACCGUGAUAGCUUCAAUCGACUGACGACUCGUAAUAAUGGAAGAUUUUUAAGAAGCCAUGUUGGUACAGAAAGCUCAGUUGCAGGGGGAAGUUUAGGAAGUUACAUCAUGAUGAAUGUAAAUAGACCGCCAAAUCAUUUUGGUAACUGGGAUCAUGACUACGAUGAUAAUGAUGAAGAAGCCAGAACGCAAAGCAUAAUGAAUAUGAUACAAGAGAGAGAAGAAAUGGAGCAUGAUAUGAGAACCAAAAAAUUCAUGGAAAAGACAAAAUCGCAGCAGGAUCAAUUUAUGAAAAAAUCGAUGGCAUUACCGGAUGGAUACAGCGCGUCCUUCGACACAGAGCCAAAAAUCAAAAUGGAAAUCGUGAAAGAUGGAAAGCCGCAAACGGUUAUUGUAGAAGACUUUGAACUGGCGAGCAAAUGCGAGGAUGUUCCAGUAUGUUGCCUUUGUGGUGUUGAGUUGGGCAUUGGUAUCCCGGAAGAUUUUCACGGCAUCAGUAAAGUGGAUCGUGGCGUUUCGUUUGAAUGCUUGGUAUACCGAUACGGAUUUCACUGUCCAUAUCAGAGUUUAUCGAAACCUUCGCAAUUGGAUAGGGAUCUAUCCAAAAGAACUUUUGUCGCUUCCUGCGGACAUACGUUCUGCGGCAGGUGUUUUGCACGCAUCGAUAACGCCAGAUCCAAGAGCAGAAUGGCAAAGAAGAAGCUAGCAGAAUUAAGGGGCAGCUCGCACCCUGAUAACUACGGACCUAAGACCUGCCCAGCUCCUAAUUGCAGAGCUUGUUUGAGAUCAAGGGGGAAAAUGAGAGAAGCAUUCUUCUAG